This is a messenger RNA of Leishmania mexicana MHOM/GT/2001/U1103, 1881 nucleotides long. RefSeq lists its product as hypothetical. Lineage: Eukaryota; Euglenozoa; Kinetoplastea; Trypanosomatida; Trypanosomatidae. The transcript has a single exon. The record is from RefSeq and is a predicted model, not a curated record. The coding region runs from base 1 to 1881 and encodes 626 amino acids.
AUGGCGUCGUCGGUGCAGCGUAGUCGACAGACCGUACCUCAGGCGUUCACGAACGCGGGGGCGAGGGUGGGCUCGAACGGCAGCAGCCAGGACCUUCCCACGGCUGCUCAGCGCCUGGAGCGCACGCAGAGCUCAUCUCAGCAGACAGAGCUCUUGGAGCGCCCCGUAUUCGUAGUCCCCAAGGCCGCUACUGUCUCAUUGCUGCAGCGCAUGGAGGCGCGCGAUAGCGGUCGCGUUGGCGGCGCGGGCGACGGCAACGCUGCGAGAGCGGCCCUAUCCCAGCACUCGGUGCAGCGGCAGCGCGUGCGUGCACCAGUGCUGUCUAAGGCUACCCUUGCCAACAACAAUGCCACGGGUGGGGCGCAGAGGCUGCCAUCUACGGGCGAGUCAACACUGAAGGCAGGAGCGCAGCGACGCCGGAUCGUAAAGGAUGGCAUCAACGCGGGCGCGCCUCAUGACGCGACGGAGUCUUCGAAAGAGCGCAGCUCCGGCGUCAAAGUUAACGGCAGCAGUCGCCGUAACAGCAGUGUGACGGGAGGGAAUGCACCUAGCCGAAUCAAGGUUGUGUCGCGCUCCGGUGCACGAGGGCCGGCGUCCCAAUACAAGCCACUCGGCAUGUGGGGCGAAAAAGGAUUCUCGUCAGGGAACCCACACCACUGGACUUCUUCAGCGAUGCUGUCACCGUCGCGCACCACUAUGACGGUUUCCGGUGACUGCUCUGCCAGACUCAGCAUCCAAGAAGUUUCCGACGUGCUUAGCCCCAUGACCCCUGCCAAUCGCGCCUACUACAAGACCCUGCAGACGCAGCAGCGGCAGAUGCGGAGCGGCGGCUGGAUCGGUGCUGGGAAUCGUGGCGCCGGCGAUGAUGAGCCCACGGACGGCGACUCCCCUGUUGACUUCGUGGUGGAGGACGCCGCGCCAGAUUACAUUGUGCCUGGCGGCGCGGGGAAAGGCAACUAUGGCGGACAGGCUUCCAAGCCCGGCUUUGAUUUCCUCUUCAACGCCGUGACAUUGAAUGGGGAUACGCUGCAACAUCAGAACCAUGCGCCAUGGGCCGCAUCGCGUGCGCCGACCCAAGGAGAGGCUCUGGCGAGCGGCACCACAGCAACGCAGCAGACCGGUGAGGCUGUUCGCUUAACCACCAUGGGCAACAUGGGCAGCGACCCCGUCGGCGCCAGAGCCGACUUUGACUCCUCCCGUGGCGUGUCAAAGGAGCGGGCCAAACUUUCGAGCGAGGUGAAACGCCAUAACGGACUCCCGAUGGCCAAAGUGCCGCCGCUGGCGCUCGACACGAUCAACGCUAAUCGCAAAACUGUCAAGGCCACGUACAAGGUUUCUCACCCCAAGCCUGGCAUGGUGGUGCCCGAUAUAGAGAGUUCGUCGACGGAAUUCUCAGAGACGGUGAACAACUCUUCGUUGCCCGUCAACUCUGAGGCACCGGACGUGACGGUGUCGUCCACAACCGACGCGGUGUCAAACCUCUCAAGAGGCGGCCUUAAUGAAGGCAGCGGAGAAGACAAGGGAGUGGGUGUCGGCCACAAUGGCCUUCGUCUGGCGGACAGGGGCGCGAACGGGACUCGCACCGGCGUUGCCGGUCCCUCAGCGCCAAAGGGCGGCCCCAAGAACUACGGGAGGCCAGGCAUGUCUUCCAUCCCGUUAAAUGAUACAAGGAACGGCUCACAAGACCGUGGGGCGUCGUCGUCCUGGAACGGGCGCGGCAGUUUCGGUCGCAACGCUGGCGGUUUCCAGAUGAAUGCGGGGCCCGCUGGCUCAACCGAAAGACAGCGCCGGAGUGAGGGGGCGAAUGGGAGGGGUUCAAGGAAUGCCAGGCAUAAGGCUACCAGCGCCAACAAGCAAACGAAGUGUUGUCUCGUCAUGUAG